AUUUUUUUAAUGUUUCGCAUUUUGAAAUUGUUCGUAAAAUAAAAAGUUUCGUUUUUCAAAAUUCGCGGCAUUUCAUUUCAUUCUAUUUUAGCAAAUUCUAAUCCCCAAAGUUUCGAUUUCCGUUUUUAUCAACAGAAUCGGACACGUUCCAGUCCUUUGUUUUGUUCGCCGCUCAUUUUCUUUUUCUCUAUCACCUCAAGAAUUUUGCAGUUCCGAUAUUCUUUUGGCUUUCUCUUUGCGCCUUUAACACGAGAAAUUGAUGAUGAAUAUCUAAAAAUAACUUAUUUUUUGGAUUGGUUUUAGGGUUUUUUCCCCCUCUCGGAAGUGAUGUUGUCGCCUACGACUCUAGCGAGAAGUUCGCUGGAAGAGAUGUUAGAAUCUCUCCGGCUACGAGACAAUUCCGAUAGGCCCAAAGAUUUACCGCCGGCAUUACCUUCUCGACCACCAUCAAGGGCAAGGAUUCGAUCGGGACGCUGGUCUGCUCAGCCGAACUUCAAUACCGAUUCUAAUAGCGAAAGCGGUGGUGAAGGGCAAAGGAAAGAAAAUGAGUUGCGAGUGAAGAGGAAUACCUUUUGGAACAAAAAAAGGAGGAAAGAUGUGAAUGUGGAUUCGCCAUAUAAUGUGGUGGCAGUGGAAGGAAUUGAAGGAGAGGAAAGGGUGGAGGAAACGGGGGUUUUGGAGGGGAGUGAUAAUAUCGGGUAUUUUAUUGAGAAAAAACUUCGUGUUUGGUGUCGGCAAUCCAAUGGAGUGUGGGUAUCUGGAACUAUACAUUCUACAUCAGGGGAAGAAUCAUUUGUCUCCCUUGCCAAUGGAAAUGUUGUUAAAGUCUCUACCUGCCACCUCUUUCCUGCAAACCCAGAAAUUCUGGAUGGUGUGGAUGAUCUCAUGCAUCUUAGUUAUUUGAAUGAGCCCACAGUUUUUCACAAUCUUAAAUAUAGAUAUUCUCGUGAUAUGAUAUAUAGUAAAGCAGGUCCAAUUUUGAUUGCAGUCAACCCAUUCAAAGAUGUCCAAAUUAAUGGGAAGGAUAUUGUCACGGCUUAUAAACAGAAAGCUACAGACAAGCCUCAUGUUUUUGCUAUAGCAGAGAACGCUUAUAAUGAGAUGAUGAAUGAUGGAGUAAAUCAAUCUCUGAUGAUAAGUGGCGAAAGUGGAGCUGGGAAAACUGAGACGGCAAAAUUUGCGGUGCAAUACCUAGCUGCCCUUGGAGGUGGCAAUGUUGGGAUAGAGUGUCAAAUCCUCCAGACAAGUUGUCUACUUGAAGCAUUUGGAAAUUCAAAGACAUCUAUGAAUGACAACUCUAGUAGAUUUGGGAAACUUAUUGAAAUUCAUUUUACUGCAGCAGGGAAGAUAUGUGGUUCCAAGAUUCGAACUUUUCUUCUGGAAAAGUCAAGAGUAGUUCAGUUGGCCAAUGGUGAAAGGUCCUACCAUAUCUUUUAUCAGCUUUGUGCUGGUGCUCCGCAAGCUCUAAGGGAGAGACUGAAUCUUAAAAUGGCUAACGAGUACAACUAUCUGGCCCAGAGUGACUGCUUGGUGAUUAAUGGUGUUGAUGAUGCUCAGAGAUUUCUUAAGUUUAUGGAAACCUUAGAUAUUUUUCAAAUUAGCAAAGGAGAGCAAGAUCAAGCAUUUGCAAUGCUUGCAGCAGUGUUAUGGUUGGGAAAUAUAUCAUUUCAUGCUAUUGAUUAUGAAAAUCAUGUGGAGGCAUCAAAUGAUGAAGCUUUAAUCAAUGCUGCCAGGCUGAUCGGUUGUGAACCACAUGAACUGAAGGAAGCUUUAUCUGCGCGUAGAAUCCAAACUGAAGAGGGUAAUAUUGUUGAAAAGUUUACAAUGCAGCAGGCCAUUGAUGCAAGAGAUGCUUUGGCAAAAUUCAUCUAUGCUAGCUUGUUUGACUGGCUUGUGGAACAAAUAAACAACUUACUUGAAGUGGGCAAACAGCACACUGGCUGGUCCAUAAGCAUCCUUGAUAUUUAUGGGUUUGAGUCAUUUAAGAAGAAUAGCUUUGAGCAGUUUUGUAUAAACUAUGCAAAUGAGAGGUUGCAACAGCACUUCAACCGGCACAUAUUUAAGCUUGAGCAAGAGGAGUAUGAGUUGGAUGGAAUUGAUGGGGUUAAAGUUGAUUUUGCAGACAACCAAGAGUGCUUGGACUUAUUUGAGAAGAAACCGAUAGGGCUACUGUCCUUAUUGGAUGAGGAUUUGCAUUCCCCUGAUGCAAAUGAUGCAACCCUUGCUAAUAAGUUGAAGCAAAACCUCAAUGGUAUGGCUUGCUUCAAAGGAGAUAAAGGCAGGGUCUUUGGUGUUCGACAUUUUGCGGGAGAGGUACUCUAUGAUACAAAUGACUUUUUGAAGAAGAACCAAGAUUCACUCAACCCUGAGUUAAUCGAACUUCUUUCAUCCUGUAACGGCCAAUUGCCACAAUUAUUUGCCAUUAAAAUGCUUAAUCAAACUUUGGAACCAGCAACUUCAUUGGAUUCUCCAAACCAAAGUGUCAGUGCAAAGUUUAAGGGUAAACUCUUCAAACUAAUGCAGCGGUUGGAGAAGACAAAACCUCACUUUAUUUGCUGCAUAAAACCAAAUCGCAAGCAGCUCCCUGGCAUGUAUGAAGAGGAUCUUGUCUCACAGCAGCUUAGAUGUAGUGGAGUUUUGGAGGCUGUUAGAAUGUCUAGAUCUGGAUAUCCUACUCGAAUGACACAUCAGGAAUUUGCAGACAGGUAUGGUUUCCUACUGUUAGAAACCAAUGAAUCUCAGGAUCCUUUAAGUAUUUCAGUUGCUGUUCUAAAACAAUUUAAUAUGCUCCCUGGAAUGUAUCAAAUUGGCUACACCAAACUGUAUCUUCGAAUUGGGCUGAUUGGUGUAUUGGAGGAUAGGAGAAAACAGGUGUUGCAAACAGGGAAGUACACUGAUGAGGCAAAUAAGGGAAGUACACUGUUGACUGCAAUCAUAGGUUUACAAUCUGUAAUUCGUGGAUGUUUGGUCAGGAAACAUUUCAGUAACUCGCAUAAAUUGAUACCGUCGAGAUCUAAACAAAAGCUGGUUAGAGAAAAUUCUGAAGCAAAUGACAUACCAAAUGAGCAGUCUUCAGCAAUGGCAGAGCUUCAAAGAAGAGUUGUUGACGCUGAAGCAAGUUUGGGGCAAAAACAACAGGAAAAUGCCACAUUACAGGAGCAAUUGCAACAGUAUGAGGCAAAGAUGAAAAAAAUGGAUGAGCAAUUACAACAGUCUGAAGCAAAGAUGAAAAAAACGGAGGAGCAAUUACAGCAGUCUGAAGCAAAGAUGAAAAAAACGGAGGAGAUGUUGCGAAAGCAAACUGCACCCCUGCAAGCAAGUCUUGCUGCAGCCAAAAAGAGUGAAGGCAGUGCUAUGGAAGAGGUUGGGGGGAGAGAAAAUGGAGUGAGCAGUCUGGUAAAGGAAUUUGAGCAGCAGAAACAAAGUUUUGAAGAUGAUAUAAACAAAACUACCCAACCUGCUUCUAACAUGAAUUCUUACGAAGAACUACGGAAACUGAAGCGCAGGUUCAGGGCAUGGAAGAAAGAUUACAAGGUGAGAUUAAAGGAAACUAAGGCCAUAGUCCGAAAGCAUAGACAUCAAGAUUCAGACAAAACACGAAAAAAAUGGUGGCCAAAUCGAGGGAAAGUGUUACAAAAUUGCGGCAAAUCACCAUCAUAGAUGGUUUCCAUUCUCAGCUACAGUUUAUUUACAUUUUUGGUAACAAAUAUAAACAGUUGUGUAGUCCAUGGACAUGGAGGCAGGGAGGGAGAGGUAUAUAUUUGUAUAUCUACCAAAUGUACAUAGACAGGAAUUUGUGGAGUUGAGACCCCUUUUAUUUUUUUUCUUCAAAUAGUUGGGUUUAGGGUUGUGUAUAUUCUUCUUCUAUUGUAAGUGGGCAAAAGAACUAUAGAGACUCUAUUGUAGUAGCUAGAUUGUAUUUUGUCCAUUUUAUUCAGAAAAUGGGUAAAUUUGUGUCUGUAUAUUUUAGAUAAAAAAGUAAAUUAAUCUUUUAUAUUAAAAAUUUUAUU
Messenger RNA from Gossypium raimondii (Peruvian cotton), 4010 nucleotides. RefSeq names its product myosin-2. The coding region runs from base 328 to 3660 and encodes 1110 amino acids. Gene Ontology annotation, cellular component: vesicle; actin cytoskeleton; cytoplasm. NCBI's taxonomy places the organism in Eukaryota, Viridiplantae, Streptophyta, Magnoliopsida, Malvales, Malvaceae. The transcript is spliced from 24 exons. Gene Ontology annotation, biological process: vesicle transport along actin filament; actin filament organization. The record is from RefSeq and is a predicted model, not a curated record. Gene Ontology annotation, molecular function: ATP binding; microfilament motor activity; actin filament binding.